GUCAUGACAUCAUUGUUGUGUUCUGCAGUCUUAUCGAUAAGACAUCACGUGAUAAUAUAUUGGUAGGCAUUGCAUUGAAGGUGAAUAGAAUCAUCAGCAUUUCUUAUCCAGUCAUUGCAUUCACUGUGACUGCUCUCAUUUGUUCAUAUCAUUCACUGAACAAUAUGCACGUCCAUGGCAGUGAUGCCGUGUCUGAACCAUGGUAUGUCCUGCCUGACGUCACCCGCUGAUCGAUGAUGUCGAAGGCUUCACACCCUCGCCCUCGCCUCCUUAUAUAAGAUGAAGACAGACAGUGGGGAAUGAAUACUACCUAACAUCAUAUCAACAUAUAACGGAUCAAAACCUACUAUUGAAAUAUCACCAUGAGCAGUACUCAGCCUCCCUACUAUUCUUCCACCUUCGGUGAACCCAACCAGAACCCCAGCGCAACUACUGCAACUGGAACACAAGUUGGCAGCGGCAUCACCAGCACCGGUCAAGCAAAUACCGGCCCUGCGCGCACCACUGCCGGACCGCAUCAAUCUGAUUUCGCCAACAAGGCCGAUCCCCGCGUCGAUAGCGAUCUGAACAACCGCGCUCAAUACGCCCCUGGUGCGACAACCACCGGCAACGUACAUCCCCAGGCGACCCAGAACGUGUCGAACCCUCAAAGCUCCACCGCGGGCCCUCACAAGUCCUCCCUUCUCAACAAACUCGACCCCCGUGUCAACAGCAAGACGGGCGAGAUGUCUUCCAAGUCGACCAACGCAACCGGCUCUGGCGCCAUGCGUGAACCUACCGACACCACCGGCGGAGCCGCUUACCAGCAACCGAACCAAGCGGCUACCGCUGCCGGAGGCGCUGCCUCAAGCGCAGCUGGCUACAACACGGCCCCGAUCUCGGGAUCGCAAACCACCAGCGGAGUGGGAUACCAACCGACGCAAUCAUCCGGUAGCACAUAUGGCACCCAAUCCAAGUCGGCUGCUGCCGGAGAAUCUGUUGGCGGCGGUGUGAAGUCGGCUGCUGCAGGAAUCCAUGGAGCGGGGGAGUCAUUGCGAGGCGGGCUCACAGCUGCGGUCGACAAGGCCUUUGGGCACGAAGAAGGGGCCGCCAAAAACUCGGCCAUUGCUCAAGAAGGGGAGCGAGAGAUUCAAUCGGGAAACUUCAGCAGAACCCAGCGGUGAUUUGAACACCAUGGUCUCUUGUGAUGGGAUAAACCCCGCCUUUUUUGUUAAUGAGAUACGAAUACGCGAUAUGCUAGUGCUUUAUUUAGUGUAAAUUAUGAAUAUGAUGUGUACCAUGACGCGGAGUUU
Molecule: messenger RNA, 1292 nt
Organism: Aspergillus vadensis CBS 113365
Lineage: Eukaryota; Fungi; Ascomycota; Eurotiomycetes; Eurotiales; Aspergillaceae
Gene: dprC
Product: protein dprC
Exons: 2
Coding region: 363-1163 (266 amino acids)
Source: RefSeq, a predicted model, not a curated record